Messenger RNA from Arabidopsis thaliana (thale cress), 909 nucleotides. It is a transcript of the gene NAC067, whose product is annotated as NAC domain containing protein 67. Lineage: Eukaryota; Viridiplantae; Streptophyta; Magnoliopsida; Brassicales; Brassicaceae. Gene Ontology annotation, biological process: DNA-templated transcription; regulation of DNA-templated transcription. The record is from RefSeq and is marked reviewed. Gene Ontology annotation, molecular function: DNA binding. The transcript has 4 exons. Gene Ontology annotation, cellular component: nucleus; membrane. The coding region runs from base 1 to 909 and encodes 302 amino acids.
AUGAUGAAAGAUCCGACUGGGUAUAGAUUUAGUCCGACGGGAGAGGAAGUGAUAAACCAUUACCUAAAGAACAAAAUUCUGGGUAAGACUUGGCUCGUUGAUGAAGCCAUUAGCGAGAUCAACAUCUUGAAUCACAAACCCAGCAAGGAUUUGCCUAAGUUAGCUAGGAUCCAAUCGGAAGAUCUUGAGUGGUACUUUUUCUCUCCGAUUGAGUACACGAACCCGAAUAAGAUGAAAAUGAAGAGGACGACAGGUUCUGGGUUUUGGAAACCUAGUGGUGUUGAUCGGAAAAUUAGGGAUAAAAGAGGAAAUGGUGUUGUGAUAGGGAUUAAGAAGACGCUUGUGUACCAUGAAGGUAAGAGUCCUCAUGGAGUUAGAACUCCUUGGGUUAUGCACGAGUAUCACAUCACUUGCUUGCCUCAUCAUAAGAGGAAAUAUGUUGUCUGCCAAGUAAAGUAUAAGGGUGAAGCUGCAGAAAUUUCAUAUGAGCCAAGUCCCUCUUUGGUAUCCGAUUCGCAUACCGUCAUAGCGAUUAACGGAGAACCGGAACCUGAGCUUCAGGUUGAGCAGCCAGGUAAAGAAAAUCUCUUGGGUAUGUCUGUAGAUGAUUUGAUAGAACCAAUGAACCAACAAGAGGAGCCACAAGGUCCUCACUUAGCUCCGAAUGAUGAUGAGUUUAUACGUGGAUUGAGACAUGUUGAUCGAGAGCCGGUUGAAUAUUUGUUUGCCAAUGAAGAAAACAUGGAUGGUUUGUCUAUUAUGAAUGACUUGACAAUCCCAAUGAUCGCCCAACAAGAGGAUCUCAUUCUCUCUGAGUGGGAGGGAUUUAUCGCAGCCACCUUUUUCAGCGACAACAACAAUAACAAUAACCUUAACGUGCAUCAACUAACGUCUUUCUUACCGGGAUGA